Nycticebus coucang (slow loris) is the source of this 11315-nucleotide messenger RNA. It is a transcript of the gene SLC45A3, whose product is annotated as solute carrier family 45 member 3. The transcript is spliced from 6 exons. Gene Ontology annotation, biological process: transmembrane transport. Lineage: Eukaryota; Metazoa; Chordata; Mammalia; Primates; Lorisidae. Gene Ontology annotation, molecular function: sucrose:proton symporter activity. Gene Ontology annotation, cellular component: membrane. The record is from RefSeq and is a predicted model, not a curated record. The coding region runs from base 8117 to 9778 and encodes 553 amino acids.
GUGAGGGCUUGCCCUUCAGCUGUUACACUGACCGGAUCCCGAUGGAGCUGGGACUAAUAGCCCAGUUGCUGUCUUGCUGUCCUGUAGCCUGCAGCCCAGCGUUGCCAGUAAACUAGGGCCCAGGGUGGUCCUUGCUGGGCUCCUGGAAGCUUUGCUCAGGAGUGGAAUGGAGGGCCUGGGAGCUUCUCACUGCCCUUCCUGAUGCACUUUGUGGAUCUUUCAGAGCAGAGACAACUUUGUUGUGGACUCACCUGCCCAAAAGGUGGUGGGGAACAAGCUAGCUUAUUGGGGUGGAGGGGAAGGAACAGACUAGAUGGGAAGCCUAUGGAAACCCAUAUAGCAGCAUAUCCUAGGGGAUAAGUGGGACAUAAUUUGAGGUCAUGGACCCUUCUCUUGGACUGGUCCUAUCCCCUCAUUCCUCCCUUAUCUCCUCCCACCAGGCCUGUCAUGGAGCCAGGACUCUGUUGUUCUAAAAGUGCUCAGAAAAUGGAGCUUGAGUCAGCAGGAUGAGUCCAAAGAUAAAAAUACAGCUGUGGAUGAAUGUACAGCUGUGGACAGACAAGCCCCAAUUUAGUGGGUGUGUGUUGGGGGGAGUUUUCCUGUGUAUUCAUGGGGUGCAUGGUGAACUCCCCCUGCCCUCUUGGCUCCUGAGGGAGGAAGGGUAGGAGCUGGACAGUGAUCCCCGGUGGCCCACUGAGCCAUUUCCCAGCACAUUAGGUGGUGGAAGGAUUGCAUGAAGGCCCCUCUGCAGCUCUCCCCUUACCCAAGUUAGAGCUGCAGCUCUCAUCCAAGGCAGGGCUGGCCUGAAGACUCUGGGAGUGAAGUUAACUUUAAGUACUAUCAUUUGGACCAUGACAGUCUGAUAAUGUUAUAGAUAAAAACCCAGACUUUUAGAAAGCCUGUCUAUAUACUGGCUGCUCCACUGGUGUGACAAGUUACUUAACCGUUUCUAAGCCUCAGUAUUCCUAACUACAAAAUGGGGAUUAUAAUAAUGUCUACUGCAUAGCUUUUAUCAAUUAUUAAAUUAUAACAGUUAUAAAUUAUAUUUGCAAAUAUAUAAUUAUAAAUUCUAAAAAUUAUUAAAGCAUAUAGAGUCCUUAAUUGUGUGCCUGAUAUGUAGUGAGUGCUCAGUAAACGUUAGCUAGUACCAGCUGUAUCUAUUAUCAUUAUCCUCCGUGUCUGAAUGGACACCAUCACUCAGCCUGAGACUUUCUGGCCUUUUUUUUAAACAAACAAAUUAUUAUUAUUUUUUGUCACAGUGCUGAUUUCCUUGGGAGCCAGGUCUCUUGGACUUUGGGGAGAUGGUAUGAAUAGUUAAGAUGCUGGGCUCUGGCAACAAGGUUUGAAUCUCAUUUCCUCUUGCACAAGUUAAACUUUCUGUGCUUCAACUUCCUCUUCUGUAAAAUGAGGAUAAUAGUACCUAAUUCACAGUAAUGCAAGGAUUAAUAAACUGAUGUAGGUAGAGCUCUGAGCACAGCAGCUGCUUAUAAAAAGUGCUUGAUAGAUGUCAGCUGCUGUUAUUUGGUGACAAUGGAAGCAAUCAUUGUAGUUUGCACUUAGAAACCAGAGUUUUUUAGCAAGGGAAUUGGACCAUAUAUAACUGUAUGUAAGUUACAGAUGACACAUCUGCAGUUGAACUUGUCUGGUGCAAAGAUCGCACCAGAAUUAAAUUCCUUUUUUCUCCCCAGUCAGUACUGUGUGACUGGUAUUUUAAUUAGUCCAGAAACCUCUGCCCUACCUACCUCCCAAAAGUAUACUCCUCAAGUUAGAAGAGGGUACCAUGAGGUGAAGGUGACUAUAUAUGCUGAAAAAUUAAGAGCCUUCUAUGUGGAAAGCUUAUUUUUUGUUAUUUUUAGGAAAACUAUGUGGGGAGGCUGUCUUGAUGCUGGGAUUCUGCUCUGUCCUCCUUUUCCAACUCUUAGGAUCUUUUGCACUGCUCUUUGGUUCCGGGAAAAAAAAAAAUGUAGCUUAGCUUGCUUUGAACAGUCAGUAGCCCUGUUUGCUGGGCGGCAAGGGUGGAGGCUGGACCAGUUGGUACCAGGCCCAGUGUAUUGAACGCUGAUGCCACUUGACUCCCAGCAAUAGAGCUGGAGUGUUGAGCUUUGUCCAGUGUAUUAAGUGUCCCUACUUGGGGGCAGAGACUAGUGACAGAGCCAUCACGGGAUAGUCCUGAUCCCUGGCCAGAACUUCCUGUUUAAUCCCUUUUUCUGCUACAUAGUCUGUUCCCUCUUCCAUGGGAAGAAGUCCACAGUUUUGCUACCAGCCCAGAAUGAUUUGUGGGUAUUGCUUCUGUUAUUGAAAUGGGCCUGCCUCUUCUAUUGGCCAUGUUUUCUUUGCCUGUAAAAUGGAGAUGAUAGCAUUUUCCUUGCAAGAUUAUGGUGAGGAUGAAAUGUAUAUGCAUAUUUAGCAAAGUGCCUGCACAGACCGAAUGCCCAGUGGAUGUUUGUUCCCUCCCCUUCUUUGUUACUUCUGGAGAUCACUUUUGGGGAGCUGGGAUAAGCUAGCAAGAAAGGUAUUAGAAACCAGGUGAGGUGGCUCACAACUGUAAUCCCAGCACUCUCAGAGGCCAAGGUGGGUGGAUUGCUUGAGCUCAGGAGCUGGAGACCAGCCUGACCAAGAACAAGACCCUGGCUCUAAAAACAGCCGGGUGUUGUGGCAAGCGCCUGUAGUCCCAGCUACCUGGGAGGCUGAGGCAGGAGAAUCACUUGAGGGGGGGUGCAGUGGCUCAUUCCUGUAAUCCUGGCACUCUGGGAGGCCAUGGAUAGCUUGAGCUCAUGAAUUCGAGACCAGCCUGAGCAAAAAGUGAGACCCCCAUCUCUACUAAAAAUAGAAAAACUGAGGUAAGAAGAUCACUUGAGCCCAAGAGUUGGAGGUUGCUGUGAGCUAUGACGCCAUGGCACUCUAUCCAGGGCAAUAGCAUGAGACUCUGUCUCAAAAAAAAAAAAAAAAACAGAAUCACUUGAGCCCAAGGGUUUGAGAUUGCUGUGAGCUAUGAUGCCAUAGCACUCUACCGAAGAUGACAAAGUGAGACUCUGUCUCAGGAAGGGAGGAAAGAAGGAAAGGGAUUGGAGACCAGCUCUUGUUCUAGAUCCCAUAGUUCCUCAGUCACUACAUCCAGGCCAGACAGAAUGCCUAGCCAGGUAUGAUGUCCUCAGGAGUGGCCAGCCCACAAUAGCAGUACCUCUUUCCUCUUUCUCUGCACUCCCACCUCCGGGCCUUUCUAAUCUUGUGUACUUUGAAUUGGCAAACAGUGUCCAAGCCAGGAGCAUCUGGCCCAUUCCAAGUGAUGUGGCAAUCUAGAGCCCCACUCCUGGCUCCUGUCCCUAGAAAGAGCUGAGCAUCCAGCUACCUUGAGUGGGGCCUUGCUUGAGUCUUGGGCAUGCUAGUCAAAUCACAUCCGACAAGAAUCUUGAUUUGGCCUCACCCAUAGGCUUUCUGUUGAGCACCAGCCCUUCUCAGGGCCUGGGCAGGACCUGUGCUCUCUACUUUCCAGGAGCUGAGGCACUAGGGGGAAGGGUAGGAGUGGGGGAAGGACUGUAAACCAGAGACCCUCAGGACUGUGAGGGGAUCCAACCCUGGUUAACACAGUUGAGACUGGUGGGGAGAGGGGAUACUUGAUGCCUGGGGUCCGGGGGUGGGGUGGGGAAGUGCCUGAAGGAGAAUGGAUUUGAAGCUGGAUAGGGUUCUGGUGGAGGCAUAAAGCAGCCCAGGAAGGGGAAGUAACUGGAGCAUGGUGACCACUUUGGAAUCAAAAACAAGCCCAGUGCUUUUUGCAUACCACCUCAUCCUGGCUUCUUGGCCCUGGGGAGGUAUGAUGACUCAUCUGAGGACAAGCAGAUAGGUGGGCCUGAUCUGAGACCAAAACCCAGUCCAAUGGUCUUGGCUCUGGCAUUCUUUCUAGAAUGCCUCACUGGGGAAGGGAGGUCAUGUUUAGAAAUUCCAGGCUCCAGGGGCCUUGUUCUAUAGACAUAUGCCCUUUUCUAUUGUUUGGGCCUCAGAAAAUGAUACCCCAAAGUGAAGUCCUCAGAAGCAGGCCUCUGACCUUCUUCUGCCCAGGAGAAAAAAAAUGCUGUUAACAGAGAGGCUGAGAAGAAUCUGGACAGGCCUUGCUAGGUUUCCCCACUCAAUCUCUUACAUUAGCUCAUGCCCUUUUUGUCCAAUCACAUUUCCACAGAGCUGUCCUGCCUCAUUGAACCUAACCAUAACAAUGGAUAGUUCACUCUGGGUUUUUGGGUCUUCAUUCGAAGUCUCCCAUGUCACAUAAAACUAUAAUCAAAUAUAUUUGUUAUGCUUUUUUUGUUGUUGUUGUUAACCUGUCUUUUUUAAUGCAGUGUUGGCCAUAACAAAAGAUAGGGAGGAAAGGGAUCAUCCCCUUUCUGCCCCUGUACUGCAUAAUGGCUACCUGUUUAUCUUCCAAGGCUAAGUAAGCAUCGUGGCCAUUUCUUCCAGGAAGCCCCAGAAGAACUAAACACCCUACCCCCAGCCCCCAACACACACACACCCCUUGGGUGCCCACUCUAGGGACUUUUUUUUUUUUUUGAGACAGAGUCUCACUAUGUUACCCUCGGUAGAGUGCCAUGCUGUCACAGCUCACAGCAACCUCAAACUCUUGGGCUUAAGUGAUUCUUUUGCCUCAACCUCUAAAGUAGCUGGGACUACAGGCGCCCACCACAAUGUGCGGCUAUUUUUUGGUUGCAGUUGUCACUGUUUGGCGGUUUGAACCUGCCAACCUCAGUGUAUGCGGCCAGUGCCGUAACCACUGUGCUAUGGGCACCGAGCCAACUCUAUGAACUUGUGUCUUAGCACCUGGACCACCUCAUUGCACACCAAUUGCUUUUUCUCUUUUGCUAAUGGGAACUGCAGUGGGUUGUUUCUGCAUCCCCGACACCUUUGCAGUGGGUUUACACAUAACUGGGGCUCAGUAGGGGUAGGUGGGUUUAGUGCUCUUUGACAUUCCGUUACUGGAGGUUAGGUUGCAUGCAUGCAUUGAGGUGCACCUCCUCCAAAGUCAGCAAACUUGAGACCUUUAAUGAAAAUUUUAAAAGUCUCUUUUGGGGCCAACUCUUACCUUGUUUACUACUGAGUGAAUGUUUUUGAGAACACACUUCCAAAGAACUGAGUCUGAGUCAGCCCUCUAAUUAUAAAUAGGGCUGAUCACAAACCCUAGGAUAUCAGGUCUGAGAGGGCCUUAGCGGCCUUUAAAUUUAAGACCCUAGAGGCAGGACAGGGCUGAGCUGGGACUGGCACCCUGGUCUGACUUUUGGCCCAAAGCAUGGCCCAUCCUUAGCGUUCCCUCUGUAGUCUCCUGGCCUCUUUCCUAUACAUCCUCCCUCCUAAGGGGGACCCGGAUGAAGGACAGGACCAGGAUUAUCUGUGCAUGGAUGAAGAGUGCUACAUCGCCUGGCUGACUGAUAAGAUUUAAGUUCACAAGGAGGGAGGCUGCUCAGGUUUCACGUUGCAGGGGCUAUAGGAAGAGGUGGGGUAGGAGAAGCAACUUCUGAGUCACCUGGAUAUAGUGCUGAAGUCCCCAUUCCCUUCUCACAUUCCUCUUCCCUGCCCUGGACCAAGGGAUUUCUUUUUUCUCCCUCACACCCUUUUUUUUUUUUUGAGACAGAGUCUCACUAUGUCGCCCUGGGUAGAGUGCUGUAGUGUCACAGCUCAUAGCAACUUCGAACUCUUGGGCUUAAGCAAUUCUCUUGCCUCAGCCUCCCAAGUAUCUGGGACUACAGGUGCCCAGCUAUUUUUGUUGUUGUUGUAGUUGUCAUUGUUAUUUAGCAGGCCCAGGCCAGGUUCGAACCCACCAGCCUAGGUGUAUGUGGCUAGUGCCCUAACUACUGAGCAUAGGCGCCGAGCCCAAGGGAUUUCUUGGUAUCACAGCCCCACCUUACAUGGAAGCACUUAUUGUGGCCCAAGGAGAGAAGAAUUUAGUUACUAAUUUCUGCCAGGAACAGAGUCCAACUCUGGGAGAGAGUAGGGAAGAGGGCAAUUCUGCUCUUGCAUGUCUUGGUUACUGGGUUCAGUUUCAGGGGACUGCUGACCCUUGGCAUUCUGUUGGUACUUUAGCAGGCAGGUAAAGGAUGGGUUAAGUGCAGCUGGGGAGACGUUUCCACCUGCAAGUUCAAGGGAACUUGGUUCGUAUUGGUGGAAGUCUAUGAAAACCUCCUUUCUGAAUGCCACAGAGCCUUGUCAGUGAGCCCUCAGUGGGCACCUGUCCAGGAAGAAGCACCUACCUGAGGCCAGGGGUGGGUGUGAGAUCAGUCGCCAGGCUGUACAGCUGUAAAGAGCCCUAGACAUUAUCUAGACUAGCUCUCAUUUUACAGGCCCAGAAACUGAGUCCCAGAGAAGUGAAAUGGCUUGUCUAGGCUGCACAGCUAUAACAGUUGCUGAAACAGGUCUGUACUGUCCUGGCUCUCACUUCGGAGCAGUUUCCAGAAUUUUUGAAUGGUUUGAAUUUUCUGUUCAACCACUUUUUAUUUGUGCAGCCUUAGGCAUGUUCUGAGACUGAGAUGUUCAUCCUUGUGAAAUUGGAAUAUUAAAUACCUACUUUCUAUUUGGCUUGUAUGAAUUAUUAGCGAGCAGAUGCAGCGUGUUAUACCUUGCGCGUGUCAGACACCUCCUGAGCAGUUAGUAGGGGGCAGCCACUGCGUUCAUUUUCUCUGUGGAUGGGAAUCACCCUAUCUCACGACUGGGGGGUGUCCAUCCCGCCCUGCAGCUCCCUUCAUCCUCUUCCAUCGCCAGGCAGGCCUGUUGCAGUGACCUCUCUUCACCUGUUGGGGCCAGCACCUGGGGAGGUGUUCACAUUCUUGGCAUUCCUCUUGCUGCUAGGGUCUGAAAGACCUUCUGGUGUGGAUGGGGGAGGCACCGAAGCUGAGGGUGAAAGAAGGCGGGGUUGGUCUGCUCUGACCACUGCUGUUCCUGUUUGGAAUAAGAAAGCCCUCUCUCAGGUUUCCUCCACUGAGGAAGACCAGUUCACUGAAAAAGUGGAUGCUAGGAACUUUCACAUCCUUUGUGAACCCACUUCACAUCUGUGAAGUUAGGGGGCUUGAUCGAAGUUUCCUUGCCUGUGAAAUGGGUAUCUUAAUUGUACCCAAUUCAUUGAAUGGUGGGAAGAGUAAACACUGGGCAGAGUGCCUGGCGUGGAGUAAACCUUAACGUUAGCUGCCACUGUUGAUUGUAGAUGAGGAAACUGAGGCUUGGAGGCCAAGUAACAUGCUCCUGCAGUUAUAAUAAGUGAUAGGGCUGACUCCCAAACCCAGGCCACCCUGCAGAGCCUGCCAGGCUUGGGGAAGUCAGCACAGAGGCCUGUGGCUCCUGGGAUGGAAGGGAGCUCCAGGCUGGGGAGUAGUAGAUGUCCUAGUUUGGAGGGCAUGCCCAGCGUGACCUUGGGUAACAGAUGUUCUCAGAAAUCGAGUCUGGUUGGGAGACCCAUGAGCCUGGAUUCAGAAUGUGGGUCAGGGGAACCAUGGGAUUGCCAGGUGACCUUUGGUCUCUGUGCCUUAGCCUCAGCAUAGGCUGGCUGGGACUGACUAGCCAAGGUGAGGGUCAGUCCAGCCCCCGAAUCCCUGUCACCAAAUCUGAGAGAGGAGGGGAGAUUAGUGCUGGCUCUAAGGACCACAGGCUCUGUCCCUUUCCCGCCCCUUCCCCCAAUCUUCUCUGGCAUUUGUUUCCUUUCCAAAGCUGGACUGGGGCUCUCAGACAGGGCAACAAAAGCAAGUCUUCUCCAAGCCACUGCCACCUGUUGGGUUUUCACACAUUGGGGGGUAGGACUGGGGAAAGCAGAGACCCUCGUAAUUUGGAAAUAUCUGGGCCAGGAGAAUCCAAGAAUGUGUUGGAAGGCACGGAAGCUAUGUGUAGUCCGAUGCUGUUUCCCCUCCCCAGCAGCCCAGGAUCUGAGCAGUGAGAUGUCUCCUCUGAGGUGCCCCACGGCAGCAGGUAUUUAGCAUGGGCUCAUUGAGAAGCUGGACCUGCACCAGGGAGCUGGCCAAAAUGGGUGCCUGGCUGAAUCCUAGGCAGUCGGUGGCAGAAAGGAGGAUGGGCCUCAGCUUCUGGAAGAGAGCUGAGAUGAAGCAGUUCUGGAGUGCUUGAACGGUCCUGAGCCCUCCCUGCCUGGCCCGUGAUGAUCCAGAGGCUGUGGGCAAGCCGCCUGCUGCGGCAUCGGAAAGCCCAGCUCCUCCUGGUCAACCUGCUGACCUUUGGACUAGAGGUGUGCCUGGCUGCGGGCAUCACCUACGUGCCACCCCUGCUGCUAGAAGUGGGGAUAGAGGAGAAGUUCAUGACCAUGGUGCUGGGCAUCGGUCCAGUGCUGGGCCUGGUCUCCGUCCCACUCUUAGGCUCAGCCAGUGACCACUGGCGUGGGCGCUAUGGCCGCCGGAGGCCCUUCAUCUGGGCCCUGUCCCUGGGCAUCCUCCUCAGCCUCUUUCUCAUCCCGAGGGCUGGCUGGCUGGCAGGGCUGCUGUGCCUGGAUCCGAGGCCCCUGGAGUUGGCGCUGCUGAUCCUGGGUGUGGGGCUGCUGGACUUCUGUGGCCAGGUGUGCUUCACUCCACUGGAGGCCCUGCUCUCCGACCUCUUCCGAGACCCGGACCACUGUCGCCAAGCCUACUCCGUCUACGCCUUCAUGAUCAGCCUCGGGGGCUGCCUAGGUUACCUCCUGCCUGCCAUUGACUGGGACACCAGCGCCCUGGCCCCCUACCUGGGCACCCAGGAGGAGUGCCUCUUUGGCCUGCUCACUCUCAUCUUCCUCACCUGUGUGGCAGCCACACUGUUAGUGGCUGAGGAGGCAGCACUGGGCCCAGCUGAGCCAGCAGAAGGGUUGUUGGUCCCCUCUGUGCAGCCCCACUGCUGCCCAUGCCAGGCCCGCCAAGCUUUCCGGAACCUGGGCACCCUGCUUCCCCGGCUGCACCAUCUCUGCUGCCACAUGCCCCGAACCCUACGCCGGCUCUUUGUGGCUGAGCUAUGCAGCUGGAUGGCGCUCAUGACCUUCACGCUGUUUUAUACAGAUUUUGUGGGUGAGGGGCUGUACCGGGGUGUGCCCAGGGCUGAGCCAGGCACCGAGGCACGGAGACACUAUGAUGAAGGCGUCCGGAUGGGCAGCCUGGGGCUGUUCCUGCAGUGCGCCAUCUCUCUGGUCUUCUCUCUGGUCAUGGACCGGCUGGUGCAGCGAUUUGGCACCCGGGCAGUCUAUCUGGCUAGUGUGGUGGCUUUUCCUGUGGCUGCGAGUGCCACGUGCCUGUCUCAUAACGUGGCCGUGGUGACAGCCUCCGCCGCCCUCACUGGGUUCACCUUCUCGGCCCUGCAGAUCCUGCCCUACACACUGGCUUCCCUCUACCACCGCGAGAAGCAGGUGUUCUUGCCUAAAUACCGAGGGGACUCUGGAGGUGGCAGCAGUGAGGACAGCCUGACGACCAGCUUCCUGCCAGGCCCUAAGAAUGGAGCUCCCUUCCCCAAUGGACACAUGGGUGCUGGAGGCAGCGGCCUGCUCUCAUCUCCACCUGCGCUCUGUGGGGCCUCUGCCUGUGAUGUCUCCAUGCGUGUGGUGGUGGGCGAGCCAACUGAAGCCAGGGUUGUUCCAGGCCGGGGCAUCUGCCUAGACCUCGCCAUCCUGGACAGUGCUUUCCUGCUGUCUCAAGUGGCCCCAUCCCUGUUUAUGGGCUCUAUUGUCCAGCUUAGCCAGUCUGUCACUGCCUAUAUGGUGUCUGCCGCAGGCCUGGGUCUGGUUGCCAUUUACUUUGCUACACAGGUGGUAUUUGACAAGAGUGACUUGGCCAAAUACUCAGUGUAGAAUACAGGCUGAGAGGAGGUCUGCUUCUUGGGUCCCACCCAGCUUCUGAUCAGGCUGCAGUGAUGGCCUUGUUUCUACUGCUGCCAAAGUGGUGUGGCUCUCUGCUGCCACCCUGUGGCGACAAGGUGCAUAGCCUGACAGCUGGGGGCCUGCGGUUUCCCUCACCAGUCUCUGGGGCAGGUGGAUUGGCAACUUUCUAAAUGAGUUUCACAGGGCAGCCAGAAGGGCAGGGCCUUCGAUUAGCUCCAUGCACUGCAAUGUGUGGCCCUGCAGGUGGAUUGCUUAGGUUCAGGGUCAAAAGCUAGUGUCCUGCUUGAGACAUCCCGAGAAGGGAUUUGGGGAGCUGAAAAAACUUAGCCACCUCCAAACCCCCUUAUCUUGCAGGUUUCCCCAAUGUAGCUCUUGCAUAGGAGUUUCUAUUAUGAAACUCUCUCCACAGGAUUUGAAAGUAUGAAAGUUAUUUUGGAGGGAAGAGUUCUGAGGGGCAAGGCAACUCCAGGGACCAAGUUCUCUUGGUCCACAGCAUUGCCUAUCUGCUGAUUCCUCCACCCCUACCUUUUAUCAGAACAUGGCUUGUCUGGCUCUGUGUUGCCAUCAUAGAGACACAGACUUUUUUUUUAGACAGAGUCUCACCACGUCAUCCUUGGUAGAGUGCUGUGGCAUCACAGUUCACAGCAACUUCAAACUCUUGCCUCAGCCUCCCAAGUAGCUAGGACUACAGGUGCCCGCCACAAUACCCAGCUAUUUUUUUUUUUGUUGUUGUUGCAGUUGUUAUUGUUGUUUAGCAGGCCCGGGCCAGGUUCAAACCCACCACCCUUGGUGCAUGUGGCUGGCGCUGUAACCACUGUGCUACAGGCACCAAGCCAGACACGGACACUUAAAUAUUUAACUUAUUUAUUUAACAAAGUAGAAGGGAACCAUUGCUAGUUUUCUGUGUUGGUGUCCAGGAGCUGGGUAGGGUGGGAUCUCCAACAACCAGGUCUUCUGAGAUAGCUGGUCAUUGGGCUAUCGCCAGAUUCCCUUUUCCUAGGGUCUAUCCCCACAAAAUGCCUAACCCAGGACUUUGCAACUACAUCAGUAGAUAUCCUAAAUAUUGUUACCCAAGGUUAGGGAUGUAGAGGGAAGGGGUAGGGUAGGGCUUCAGGUCUCAGCAGCAUCCCUAACCUCCUCCACUUCCUCUACUCCUCUAGGACUGGGUUGAUGAAGGCGUUCCCUUUCCUUCUACCCCACCACCUUUCCCCUCUGUGUCUACAGCCCUCUGUUGGGGGGCUAUUACAGGACCAGAAGCACAAAGUGUGGUUCCUCAAGCCUUUGUCCAUCUUAGCCCCCAGGGUAUGUCUGUGCUUGGUGAAUCUCUCACAGAAACUCAGGAGCACCCUCUGCCUGAGCUAAGGAGGUCUUAUCUCUUGGGGGGUUUAAGUGCCGUUUGCAAUAAUGUUGUCUUAUUUAUUUAGCUGAGUAAAUAUUUUAUACUGUAUGUGAGCAAUCAGAGUAUAAUGUUUAUGGUGAUGAAAUUAAAGGCUUCUUAUAUGUUUAA